AUGGCAAUAAGAAAUGAUUUUAACAAAACAAUUAGAAGAAUAGCGCAGUUUUUUUAUUGGUUCCCAAAAUCACUGGGUAGCUCAAGAAGGAGAAAAAUCAAACUACUUUGGAAAUCCUCUGAUUGCAAAUACACAUGUCACUCUCACUGUCGAGACUUAGUACACCUGGACUGUCAGCAGAAUGGAAAACUGAUAGAAUGCAACUCAACAUAUGACACUUCCGCUGACACCAAUGAUGGGCUGGAUGUCCAGAAAGAAAGAGAAACUCACAGUUACCUCACCAAAGAAGCAAUCAAGGAAAAAGUCCAAAUGUACAAUUCAGAUGUUACAGACAAGCUAAAGAUGACAUUGAACUCCAGCGGAGUAUACACUGGCUUCAUCAAAGUUCAGAUGGAACUGUGCAGACCCAUCACAGUACGGGAUUCUAUGAAUCCAGGGAAACGCAUCAACAACCACCACCACAACGAGGCAACUUUCUAUUUGCCUAAUGGCUACAUGAAUACUCUUCAUAUCAGCAGUACUAACACUGUCCGUGAAGUUAUUGAGGCCUUGCUCAAAAAGUUCCUGGUGGCUGAUAACCCUGCCAAGUUUGCACUUUAUAAACGUUGUCACAAAGAAGAUCAAGUUUAUAUGUGCAAGCUCUCCGAAACUGAACAUCCUCUUUAUUUGCGGUUGGUGGCAGGCCCAAGAACAGACAUGCUUAGCUUUGUUCUGCGUGAGCAUGAAACUGGAGAGGUCUUGUGGAACGCCUUUAGCUUUCCUGAACUACAGAACUUCUUGCGUAUACUGGACAAGGAAGAAGAUGAGCAAUUACAAAACUUAAAAAGACGCUAUGCAGCAUACAGAGAUAAACUUGAAGAAGCCCUUGGUGGGGUUUGGAAACCAGGUUAAAAUGGAGCCAAAGAACACUCAGGAAAAAUGUGGAUUACCAAAUAUUGAGUAGCAUGCCAAAUCAAGUACCCAAAACAGGAGUAGUUGUCUCUUUAAAACAGAUGACCAUUUUAGUAUCAUAGAGGAGGUUCCGUAAAUUGACGUACUUGACGUCUUGCAUGUAGAAACAAAGAAAAACUGCAAUAUUUGCAGUUAUCUGUUGCAUGUGCUUCAUGAGUCUUUACCAGAUUGUGUCAUGCUAGCUGUGAUUGUAUGACAAAUCUGCUUUCAAAGACACUAUGAAACAGAGAAAUUCUUUGGUUUAUUGUUACUUGUUAUUAAAGCAAAGGGUGUGCAAAUGUAAAUUUUAUUGAAACCCCAAACUCAGUUUUGAAUAAGAAUCAGUGCACUAUUUGAUAUACAAAUUGAUUUGCACUACCUUUCUUCAAAUAUUUCUCUGUAAUUUUGCAAAACAAAUUAUUUUUAUAUGCAGAAGGGAUGAAAAAUGUGUUCCAAAUGUUGUGUAGAGGACGUUCAAGCAAUCUGAACUGAAGAAGGUAGAGGGGAAGUUGGAAAGAAGGGAAGAGGUAGAGAAGUGAGGAUGUAGAAACGGAAGAGAGAAAAAGUUGUUUUGCAAGUUGGUUAGUGUAUUGGAUAAGAGAGUUGAGCAUUUAUGCUGUUUUAGUAUUACUGAAAUUAAUAUAUUCAAUGCUAUUAUUGAGAUAGGAUUUACUAAAUAUAGUGGAAACAACUCAUAAGGACUAUGUUUCAUGAGUAAAACAUCAGCAUGAAAGAAUUAACCCAGAAUUCUUGGAAUUACUGAAUGUCCAAAGAUGAAGUUGAAUUUAUCUCAGCACAAACGUUUACUACUUAAAAAGAGAUAACAUAGUGUCAUCCUACAUCAAAGAAAGACAAAAUUCUUCCUUCUGUAUGAAGCAGGCUAGCAGAAAUCUAGUGUUUGUAUGUAUAUUACUUUGUGCUGUGAACAACUUAUCUAUGGUUUUAGUUUGUUUUAAACUGUAAGUGUUUCAAAAGCUGCCUAGGAUUCUGUAUGAUGCUAAAUUUAAAAGCAAGGUAAAUUCUAUAGGAGGUGAAGGAGGAAGAAUUUUGAUUCUGAGUAACUAUUUUUCCCCCAAAUGUUUUUUUUAUCUAAAGUAUGUAUGGUGAGUGAAACCAAAGAAAUGGGUGUGCAAUACAUAUUUUUAUAAAAAUGUAUAACAAUACAUGCUUUUAAGUUUUAUAUGUACAGCCACCCAGGGGAACAAUGAUUGACUUGGGAUAACUUUAAUUUAUAUACUUUAAUAAAUCAUGGUCAGCUGUUGCUUUCCCCUCCUAAUUAUUUGGAUAUUAAUUUUGAAAUUUCUGUGGAAUAUCUACCACUAUGGGGACACCUGGUGGGUACUAUAUUGAACACCAAGAUGUAUAUUCUCUUGGAGAAGAGUGCCUUCAUUUUGAACUUUGGCUGCUUUCCACCCUCCAAAUAUUGAAGUUUGAGGGAAAUUCUAAUUUUUAAAUUUGCCAAGACAAUCUUGAUAUAUUGAAAGUGUUACCAGUAAAUUAGAAGUAGAAUUAGUUACCAGAUAAUCAAUGACAUAUCUUGUUUGGAGUUUUAUUUCACGUGUAGUACUGUAGUACUUUGUGUGUGUCUUUAUUGGAGACAUAACCAAAAUCAUGUAGGAUAGUGGUGCAGGGAAUGCUUGACUUCGGUUAGAAUUAUUUUUCUACAAAUAUUAUGUCACCUGAUCAUUUUACACAUUUUUGCUCCCAGGUGCCAGCCACCCCAAAGCCCUUACCUGUGUUCAUGGAAGUACUAACGUUUAAACACUUCUUACUUAAAUGUCUCACCUAGUCAUGCACAAAGUAUGCACCCUAGCUCCCAACAAAGAGAUCGUUAUUGCAGAGAAAGUAUGCUUUGCACACAAUUGAGCAAUGCCUGUGGCAAGGUUUAUACAAGCAUUGCUUUUGUAUAAAGCAUCACCAAAGGAAAGGGCUUUUUCACUACAGCUGAGCUGAAAGUUUUCAGUGGAGCUGAAAAGGGGGGAGAGGUGAGGCAGUUUUCAUCCCUACGUUCACCAGUUUUGUUCCUACUUUUGCAUUUUUCAUUCACUCUCCCCACUGUUGGGUGCUGUUUCUUUUUGAAGUGCCACUUUCCCCCUUCAUUUCCAGAUAGGACUCAUUGCUUCUAAGGGCAUGGCUAGACGAGGGGGGCGAUCUCGUGAUUUUAUGACCAUGAGAUCAUCCCCCUCAGUCCACACGCGGAAGAGGACAUCGCACCCGCCAUCUUUAAAAAAAAGAAACAGGAGCUGUAGCUCACUAGCGCACCAGCGCAAAGGUAAAUGAUUUUUUUAAAAUAAAAGCCCCGACCCCGCUCCCCCCCCACCCCGAUGGGCACGGAGCACUUGCAGAGCUCAAUGCCCUGUGCCCAGUUCCUAGCGUUUACUCACGAGGAGCCAGGACUAUACCGGGAUGGCUGCCCACACGGUCUCAGGAUCAUCCCAGGAACCACAAAAAUGUGUAGGGCCAUAUCCUGGGAGGAUGCAGGGAUCAUCCCUCCCUGCUCGACUAUCGCCCUGUCUAGACAUGCCCUAAAAGCAUACAUCCUCAAGCCAAAUCAGAGUGAGGGCAGGAACAGUGCUUCCUACCCACUAUCCGUAAGCAGUUUUUCCAUUCCUGCGCUCUGAUUUGGAUUCAGAAUGGAUACCAUUGGAGUUAAGAGUAAAGCAGCCUUCUCCAACCUUCAGAUGUUCAGGACUACAACCUCCUAGAUUCCUGAUCAUUGGCCAUUAUUGCUGGGGAUGAUAGGACUCGAAGUCCAAAACAUUUGGAAAGGUACCAGGUAGGAAAGUUGGGAAAGAGUAAGAUAGUGAUGCUUCCUGCUUGAAAAGGCACUUAAGACAGUAAUGGUGCCCAGCAAUAGCAGAAAGAGGAAAUGCUGCUGCUGGUAGGUAUAGAGAGAAAUUUGCCCUGAUUUGUGUUCAUACCCUUUCACAUUCCUGCCAAAAUGGCCUUCAGGAGUGAGAAAGUGGGAGAGAGUACAUUUCAGCUGAGCUCUUCUGCCAUAGCCUGCAUGUGAGGGCAGUUAAAACCAACCCUAAUUCACUUAGGGCACAAUCGUAUGCCAGCUAUGGAAUCCUGUGAGUUGUUUAGACAGAAAAAGUCCUAUAUGCAUAGGAUUGCACCCUUAAUUGUAUUCAUGUCAUCAAAAGCUUAAUGUUUAGAACUUUAUGAUGCUCAGAUUUAAAUAUUGCUUUUGAAUCAAGAAAUGGCAAUGUACAUGUAUGUGAAUUUUGAAAAAUUAUACUUGAAUUUUUAUGUGUUUCUUUACUCAAAUCUUUAUAGACUAGAGCUUUGAGUAGGAAAAACAAGAGUUUGUAUUAGCCCAAGCAUUUUUAAACUUAAAAUACACUGGUUACUACAGCUAGUUUUUUUUAAUGUAAUUUAAAGUCAGUGGUGACCUAAAAGUUCAAUGUUUUAAAUGUAGGAUUUAAUUUUAAUUUUGUUUUAGUUUGAUUCAACCUGUCAAAAUUAUUGCAAAACUUAUUUGUUGACCAUUUGGUAAUAUCUGGAUGAAGACUGAAAUGAGGGGCAAUGUGGAAAACACUGAAAUUAUGUUUGAGGGUUUUUUUUUCCUUUUGAAAAACUGUACUAUUUAUUAUUCUGAAAAUCUUUUUUUUAUAUGGAAGCUUUGAUUCCCUUAGAAGCUCCUAAAAUAGCAAGUUGUUGUUCCAUCAUU
Messenger RNA from Elgaria multicarinata webbii, 4603 nucleotides. It is a transcript of the gene RASSF3, whose product is annotated as Ras association domain family member 3. NCBI's taxonomy places the organism in Eukaryota, Metazoa, Chordata, Lepidosauria, Squamata, Anguidae. The transcript is spliced from 6 exons. The record is from RefSeq and is a predicted model, not a curated record. Gene Ontology annotation, biological process: signal transduction. Gene Ontology annotation, cellular component: cytoplasm. Bases 1 to 891 code for a protein of 296 amino acids.